Messenger RNA from Ctenocephalides felis (cat flea), 514 nucleotides. Its product is annotated as chromatin modification-related protein MEAF6-like. Gene Ontology annotation, cellular component: NuA4 histone acetyltransferase complex. The transcript has 6 exons. NCBI's taxonomy places the organism in Eukaryota, Metazoa, Arthropoda, Insecta, Siphonaptera, Pulicidae. Bases 89 to 514 code for a protein of 141 amino acids. The record is from RefSeq and is a predicted model, not a curated record.
AGUAUAUUGACAGAUGUAAAAUAAUAAUAAAUAAAAUCAAAUAAUUACUAGUAUUAUUAAUAUAGCAGUUCUGGAGUUAACUCAAAUUAUGGCUAAUAAUAAAAUUCCAAGUAUUGAUGCAAGAAAUGAGCUUGCUGAGUUGGUGAAGCGAAAAGUUGAAAUAGCUGAAACUCUAGCAAAUCUCGAGAGACAAAUAUAUGCCUUCGAAGGAUCAUACCUCGAAGAUACCCAAUUAUAUGGAAAUAUAAUUCGUGGGUGGGAUAGAUAUUUGGUGUCCAAUAAUAAUUUAUCGAUUAGUUCAAGUAAUGCAAAUAAUAAAACAAACAAUUCGAGUAAUUCAAAUUCCAAGCAUGAUAAAAGGAACAGGAAAUUCAAAGAAGCAGAAAGGUUAUUUUCUAAAUCCUCAAUCACGUCAAUGGCAGUAACUGUAUCAGGACUCAUAGAACCAAACGAACAAAACAUUUUGAUUCAAAGAACUGAAAUCUUAGUUUGUUUUGAUGCAAUAUAUUUUUAA